GCCACCCAAAAAGGGGUCCUGACCCACGUGAGUCCGAGGCAACACGUUGGUGGCGCACAGAAGAAGAAGUCAGCUUUUUCUUGUUUACCCGUUGGCUCCAGCACACUGUUCCGCAGACUUUUCUCCGCUCCUGUCUGCUCUUCUACCAUGGGGAAAAGAAGCAGGCAGAGGAACCGGAACCAGAACCAGAACUCCGGCAGGGAAAACGCGGGAUGGGGAGCUGGCUACGCCGACAUUGUGAAAGAGAACAAGUUGUUUGAACACUACUAUAAGGAACAAGGGCUGGUCCCUGAAGGAGAGUUUGAGCAGUUUAUGGAGGCCAUGAGGGAACCCCUCCCAGCAACCAUACGGAUCACUGGGUACAAGAGUCAUGCUAGGGAGAUCCUUCACUGUCUGAAGGAAAAAUACUUCAAGGAUCUCCAGGAGCUGGACAUCGAUGGACAGAAGAUUGAAGCUCCUCGGCCUCUCAGCUGGUAUCCCGAUGAGCUAGCCUGGCACACCAGCAUGAGCAGGAAGAUCAUCAGGAAGUCUCCUCUGCUGGAGAAGUUCCACCAGUUUCUCGUCAGCGAGACAGAGUCUGGAAACAUCAGUCGUCAGGAGGCGGUCAGCAUGAUCCCACCUCUGCUCCUGAAGAUUGAGCCCCAUCACAGGAUUCUGGACAUGUGUGCAGCUCCGGGCUCAAAGACGGCCCAGCUGAUUGAGAUGCUUCAUGCAGACAUGGACGUACCGUUUCCAGAGGGCUUUGUGAUCGCCAAUGACGUGGACAACAAGCGCUGCUACCUGCUGGUGCACCAGGCCAAGCGCCUGAACAGCCCCUGCAUCAUGGUGAUCAACCACGACGCCUCCUGCAUUCCCGCUCUGCAGGUCGACUCAGAGGGCAAGAAGGACGUCCUCCUCUACGACCGUGUCCUGUGUGACGUGCCCUGCAGCGGCGAUGGGACCAUGAGAAAGAACAUAGAUGUGUGGAAGAAAUGGACGACCAGCAACAGCCUGCACCUCCAUGGACUGCAGCUGCGGAUCGCCGUGCGGGGCGUGGAGCAGCUGGCAGUUGGAGGUCGGAUGGUCUACUCCACCUGUUCUCUGAACCCCAUCGAGGAUGAAGCCGUCAUCGCCGCUCUGCUGGAGAAGAGUGAAGGAGCGUUGGAGCUGGAUGACGCCUCAGCGGACCUGCCAGGACUCAGGUACAUGCCUGGAGUCACUUCGUGGAAGCUGAUGACCAAGGAGGGCCAGUGGUACGGCGACUGGUCCGAGGUUCCCAAAGCCCGGCACACACAGAUCCGACCCACCAUGUUCCCCCCCAAAGAUCCAGAGAAGGUGUCCAGCAUGCACCUGGAGAGAUGCAUGAGGAUUCUUCCUCAUCACCAGAACACUGGAGGAUUCUUCGUGGCGGUUCUGGUGAAGAAGGCUCCAAUGCCCUGGAACAAAAGACAUCCCAAGCUCAGGAAGGACGGCUCAGCAGCUCCAACUGGGGGUCCUGCAGUCACUCCCUCCCCUGCAGACACGCCCCAGGAGGGGGAGGUAGAGGGAGGAGUCCCCGAAGGGAAGGUCGACGGGGCGCCUCAGGAGACGGGUGCUGCGGGAGACCGGGCGUGUGGACCCCCGCCCUCUAAAAAGCUGAAGCUGUUUGGUUACAAAGAAGACCCCUUUGUGUUCCUGACUGAAGACGACCCCGUCUUCAGCACCAUUCAAUCUUUUUAUGAUCUAUCUCCUAAAUUUCCCAAGCUCAACGUUCUGACGAGGACCCACGAAGGCAAGAAGAGACACCUGUACAUGGUGUCUAAGGAGCUCCGCAACGUCCUGCUCAACAACAGCGAGCGCAUGAAGGUCAUCAACACAGGAGUGAAGGUGUGGUCUCGGAACAGCGAUGGGGAGGAGUUUGGCUGCGCCUUCAGACUGGCUCAGGAGGGUAUCUACACCCUUCAGCCGUACAUUCGCUCCAGGAUCAUCAGAGUCAGCGUGAAUGACAUCAAAGUGCUGCUGACCCAGGAGAACCCCUUCCUCAGCAAGCUGGAGGAGGAUGCUCACGCCCAGGCCAAGCAGAUGGGAAUGGGAAGCAUCGUCCUGAAGUUCAUCCCAAGCCCAGAGACCCCCACAGAGCCUCAGUGUCCCAUCCAGCUGUGUGGCUGGAGGGGAAAGACGUCGAUCCGAGCCUUCGUUUCUCGCAACGAGCGUCUCCACUACCUCCGCAUGUUGGGAGUGGAGGUCUUCAGAGACAAGCAGGGCCUGGGGCAGAAAAAGGAGGAGGAGGGGGCCCCGGGUGGACGGGAGGGAGUGGAGGUGGAUGAAAGGGACAAAGAGGAAGGUGAGGCGGCGGAGGCGGAGCCAGGGGACGGCAGUGAACAGGGAUCUUCAGGGGCAGAGGACGGGAGCAGCUCCAGGAGGAACGACAGCUGAGGGUCUCAGAGGACAGAAGGUUGAAGGGGGCCAAAGCCUCCUCCUCUGUUUAGGUUUUUCCUUUUUUUACUCCAAAGUCGGAUAUUUUAGUUAAAAAGCUUUAAAGUUAUUUUUUUAAGUUGAAGCUCUGUUGUUUGUUUUUUUUUAUCCUGAAGAUUCCUGAUUAUCGUCUGAUUUUUCACAAUGAUGAGACUGAAAAGUUUUUGAGAAAGAUUCAUCUCAGCUCUACAAAGAAAAUGUUCAAUAUGUCUUUGAAGUUGAAAAGUGAGCAAGCUCAAUGAUUAAAGUCCUGUUUAUUAUGGGA
This is a messenger RNA of Oryzias melastigma (Indian medaka), 2698 nucleotides long. RefSeq names its product NOP2/Sun RNA methyltransferase 2 (gene nsun2). The record is from RefSeq and is a predicted model, not a curated record. Gene Ontology annotation, molecular function: tRNA (cytidine-N5)-methyltransferase activity; tRNA binding. The transcript has 19 exons. Bases 148 to 2394 code for a protein of 748 amino acids. Gene Ontology annotation, biological process: tRNA methylation. Gene Ontology annotation, cellular component: nucleus; cytoplasm. NCBI's taxonomy places the organism in Eukaryota, Metazoa, Chordata, Actinopteri, Beloniformes, Adrianichthyidae.